AUGGCGACCAUGAAGGCCACGAAAAAGCUGCUACCAUAUGAUAAUAAAAUUAUCGAAUGUACAUUCGAGAACGGCCAAUGGGUCUUCAUGCGGGAACGAACAGAUAAAUCGUUGCCAAAUUCGUUGAAAACUGCACAGGCCGUGUUCAACAGCAUGAUACAUCCAAUCGAUAAGAACAUGCUGAUAGAGUAA
Cooperia oncophora is the source of this 192-nucleotide messenger RNA. Lineage: Eukaryota; Metazoa; Nematoda; Chromadorea; Rhabditida; Trichostrongylidae. The record is from the annotation of a GenBank genome assembly.